Molecule: messenger RNA, 1523 nt
Organism: Sceloporus undulatus (fence lizard)
Lineage: Eukaryota; Metazoa; Chordata; Lepidosauria; Squamata; Phrynosomatidae
Gene: CHCHD3
Product: coiled-coil-helix-coiled-coil-helix domain containing 3
Exons: 10
Coding region: 75-818 (247 amino acids)
Biological process (GO): inner mitochondrial membrane organization
Cellular component (GO): mitochondrion; MICOS complex
Source: RefSeq, a predicted model, not a curated record
GCGGGGCUUGAGGGUUCUCCUUGAGCACCGGGCUCAAGGCUUUGCGGCCUAGUCGACUGGAGCGAAGGGGCGGCAUGGGCGGAGGAGGCAGCGCCCCGCGGAGGGUGACCUUCGAGGCGGACGAGAACGACAACAUCACGGUGGUCAAGGGCGUCCGGUUGUCUGAAAAUGUUAUAGAGCGCAUGAAGGAGCCUUCUUCACCUGGUGGAAGGUCUCAGCAGAAAGCUGGGUCAAGUGGUCAUAGCUCGAUUGGAGGUAAAUCAGUGAAUGAAGAAGACUUGAAGAAAAGAAUAGCUGAAGAAUUGGCAUUGGAACAAGCCAGGAGAGAUGCUGACGCUCAUAAAAGAAUAAAACAAGAUCAAAUGCACAUGCGAGAUGAAAUUGGCAAAGUUCUUGAGCGGGAAAGAGCUGCUUCAAAUGAACAUCUGGCCCGAGCCAUUCUUAGAGAGAGAGCUGCAACUGAAGAAGAACGUAUGAAAGCACAACUCUUGGAGAUGGAAAUUAAGGCCAAGCAGCUGGAAGAGAAAGACAGAGAGCUGAAGAAGCAUGAUGCCUACUACAAAGAGCAGCUGGCUCGACUGGAAGAGAGGAGCGCACAGUUCUACAAAGUCACCACAGAGCAGUACCAAAAAGCUGUCGAUGAAGUAGAUGCCAAAUUCAAGCGAUUCAAGUCAACCCCGGUGUGUGCCGACCUGCAGAGCAAAAUCCUCCAGUGCUAUCAGGAGAACUCCCAGAAGACACUCAGCUGCUCAGCCCUGGCCAGCGAGUACUUGAAGUGUGUAAACCAUGCCAAGCAGAGUGCCACCAGGACCUGGUAGGAGUCCACACUGUUACUCUUCUCCCAGCUGCCAACACAGUUUCUGAGAGAGCAUGGCUGGCCGUGGAGGAUAAAGCCCGCUCUACAUCAAGUGUCAAUCGAUCAACUCCAAUUCCAGCAGCAGAACGGGGUGUUUCAUUCAAGAGCUACCUGACAGCCCAUUUCCAGGGCAGACAGAGAAAGCGAGCAAAUCCAGAAGGGCCAAAUCAAGACUGGUGGACAUCUCGGCUCAAUCAACGUGGCCAAGACCUGUAUCUUCCUACAGUAGAAAUUGCACAUCCCAGGGCAGCUAGUAAAACUGACUUACCGGUGAUUGAAGGAAGGCAAGGCCCAGAACUUCCACUGACCUUAAGAGGGGCUAAGAUAUCUGAUUCAGAUGUUUGCCAUGCUGCCAGCUGCUUUUCAGAGUUUGCCUUGGCUGCCUGCUGUGUUCUUCCAAAUACUUUGUUUUCCUUUGCAUAAUCAUGAGGAUGUUGGUUUAAUUUAUUGCCAGAAUUAUGUUGCAGAAAGGGUCAUCUGUCUUCCACCUCCUCUGCUGGAAUCAUGUUUUGAAAAUCUCCACUGCAUGGGAGUUCAUUGAUUGCAAAUUAUAAUUCUAAUAAGGUGUUUGAUUGCAUUGUAAUGGUAACCUGUGAUAGUGAUGAGCUAUCGUCAAAUACUGACAAUGAUGUUCUCUUGGUAUGAGUAAUAAAACACAUUUUAUGAA